Hyphopichia burtonii NRRL Y-1933 is the source of this 3130-nucleotide messenger RNA. It is a transcript of the gene FUN12, whose product is annotated as translation initiation factor eIF5B. Lineage: Eukaryota; Fungi; Ascomycota; Pichiomycetes; Serinales; Debaryomycetaceae. The transcript has a single exon. The coding region runs from base 37 to 3081 and encodes 1014 amino acids. Gene Ontology annotation, molecular function: GTP binding; translation initiation factor activity; GTPase activity. The record is from RefSeq and is a predicted model, not a curated record.
GUUAUACCCACAAAGAAUUGUAUAUAUAGGUUGAAAAUGGGUAAAAAAUCAAAGAAGAGUCAAGCCGGAGGGGAUUUCUGGGACGAAGAAGAAAUGGAAACUGCUCCAGCUGAAGAAUUCGGUACUCCAGUCGAAGGAGAAGCAGGAGAAGCAGAAGAAGCCGCAGAAGAAGCCGGUUCAGCAGAAGCUGAAGAGGCAGGUCCAGGAGAUUUCUUAAGUUCUAUUCGUAAAUCGAAGAACAAGAAACAAACCAAGGCUGCAGAAGAAGAAGAAAAGAAGAAUACUAAUGCACCAAAAGUUUUAUCCAAGAAAGAAAAGGAAAAAUUAAAGAAGGAAGCUGAAAAACAAAGAAAGAAGGAAGAAGCUGCUAAGAAGAAAGUUCAACAAGCCGAUAAAAAGGAGCAAAUCAAAGAAGCCAAUAAGAAGAAUGCAGCCGCUGCCGCCGCCGCUUCAUCAAAUGAAGCUACUCCUGAAGCUACUCCCGAACCAGAAGCAAAGAAACCUGCAGCUAAAAAGGGUGGUAAGAAGGCACCAGCUGGUCUUGCAGCCUUAAAACGUCAAUUAGAAUUGAAAAAGAAGGCCGAAGAAGAAGAACGUCUUGCAGAAGAAGAAGAAGAAAAACGUCUUGCAGAAGAAGAAAAAUUAAAAGAAGAAGAAGAAGCUAAGUUAGAAGCUUCAAGAGCGGCUAAAAAGGAAAAGGAAAGAUUAAAGAAAGAAAAAUUAAAGGCUGAAGGUAAAUUAUUAACCAAAAAGCAAAAAGAAGAGAAGAAAUUACAAGAAAAACGUCGUCAACAAUUAUUACAAAGUGGUAAUGUUUCUGUUGCUGGUUUAAAUAAAUCUGAAGAUGAUAAAUCUACCAAACCAAAAAGAAUUAUCUAUGAAAAGAAAAAAUCUACCAAACCAAAAACUUUUAAUCAAAAACCCCAAAAGACCGAAACAAAACCAGUCGAAUCUAAACAAGAUGACGAUGAAGAUGUUGCCGAAGAUUGGGAACAACUCGGUGAUGACGAACCUCUUGCUGACGACUGGGAAAAUGCUUUAGGUGACGAUGAUGAUGAAGCCCCACAAGUUGAGGAAUCAGUUGAAGAACCUAAAGAUGAUUCUGAAGCUGAAGCUGCUGCUAAAAAAGAAGCUGAAGCAAAAGCUGCCGCUGCCGCUGCUGCUGCUAAAAAGGAAGCCGAAGCAAAAGCUGCUGCUGCCGCCAAAGCUAAAGAAGAAGCUGCUAAAAAAGCUGCUCUUACUAAAAAAUCAUCUCCAUCUCCAUCAACCGAUAAAGAUUUACGUUCUCCAAUUUGUUGUAUUUUGGGUCAUGUUGAUACUGGUAAAACUAAAUUAUUAGAUAAAGUUCGUCAAACCAAUGUUCAAGGUGGUGAAGCUGGUGGUAUUACUCAACAAAUUGGUGCCACUUAUUUCCCAGUUGAUGCUAUCAAAACCAAAACUGCUAGUAUGGCUAAAUAUGAAAAACAAACAUUUGAUGUUCCAGGUUUAUUAAUUAUUGAUACUCCAGGUCACGAAUCUUUCACCAAUUUAAGAUCUCGUGGUUCAUCAUUAUGUAACAUUGCUAUUUUAGUUAUUGAUAUUAUGCAUGGUUUAGAACAACAAACUAUGGAAUCGAUUAGAUUAUUGAGAGAUAGAAAAGCACCAUUUGUUGUUGCAUUAAAUAAAAUUGAUAGAUUAUAUGAUUGGAAAGAAAUACCUAACAAUUCUUUCCGUGAUUCAUUUUCCAAACAAUCUAAAGCAGUUCAAUCUGAAUUUCAAACUAGAUAUGAACAAAUCAAACUUGCUUUAGCUGAACAAGGAUUAAAUUCAGAAUUAUACUAUCAAAAUAAAAAUAUGUCAAAAUAUGUGUCAAUUGUUCCAACAUCUGCCGUUACUGGUGAAGGGGUUCCUGAUUUAUUAUGGUUAUUAUUAGAAUUGACUCAAAAGAGAAUGGCUAAACAAUUAAUGUAUUUAACUAAGGUUGAAGCUACUAUUUUAGAAGUGAAAGUAGUAGAAGGUUUUGGUUAUACUAUUGAUGUUGUUUUAUCUAAUGGUAUUUUAAGAGAAGGUGACCGAGUUGUAUUAUGUGGAUUAAAUGGACCAAUUGCAACCAACAUUAGGGCAUUAUUAACUCCACCACCAUCUCGUGAAUUACGUAUUAAAUCUGAAUAUGUCCAUAAUAAAGAAGUUAAAGCUGCAUUAGGGGUUAAAAUUGCUGCUAAUGAUUUAGAAAAAGCGGUUGCUGGUUCAAGAUUAAUUGUUGUUAAUGAAGAUGAUGACGAAGAUGAAAUAAUGGAUGAAGUUAUGGAUGAUUUAACUGGAUUAUUGGAUUCUGUUGACACUUCAGGUAGAGGGGUUACAGUUCAAGCAUCAACCUUAGGUUCAUUAGAAGCCUUAUUGGACUUCUUAAAAGACAUGAAGAUUCCAGUUAUGUCAAUUGGUUUGGGUCCAGUUUUCAAAAGAGACGUUAUGAAGGCAACCACCAUGUUAGAAAAAGCACCAGAAUAUGCGGUUAUGUUAUGUUUCGACGUUAAAAUUGAUAAAGAAGCUGAACAAUACGCAGAAGAACAAAAUGUCAAAUUGUUCAAUGCAGAUAUCAUUUAUCACUUAUUCGACUCCUUUACUGCUUAUCAAAAUAAAUUAUUAGAAAAUCGUCGUAAAGAAUUUAUGGAAUACGCCGUUUUACCAUGUGUCUUAAAUACCAUUCAAAUUAUCAACAAACGUAACCCAAUGAUCAUUGGGGUUGACGUUGUCGAAGGGGCCGUUCGUCUUGGUACCCCAAUUUGUGCCGUUCGUCAAGAUCCAACUACCAAAGAACCAAAUGUCAUGGUUUUAGGUAAAGUUGUUUCCUUAGAAGUUAACCACAAAUCUCACGACGUUGUCAAAAAGGGUCAAACUGCUGCUGGUGUUGCCAUGAGAUUGGAAAACCCUUCAUCUGCCCAACCUGUUUGGGGCCGUCAUGUUGAUGAAAAGGAUAACUUAUAUUCUUUAAUUUCUCGUAGAUCAAUUGAUACUUUGAAAGAUCCUGCUUUCCGUGAUACUGUCAGCAGAGAUGACUGGGUAUUGAUCAAGAAAUUAAAACCAGUAUUUAACAUCAAAUAGAUCUAAUGAUGAACGUACAAUAUACAUAUCUAUCUAAAAGUAAGACCUA